AUGUUGGACGCCUGCGCCAAGGCCAAGGACCCCCAGCGCGCGCUGAGGUGGCAUGAGACGAUGCUGGCUCGUGGCCUGCGGCCGAACAACACCACCUGCACGGCGCUGGCUGUGGCUUUGGCGCGGGCCGGGGACUUCGCGCAGGCCCUGGGAGCGUUGGAGGCGAUGGAGGACUUCGGGCUCCAGGGGGAUGCGGUGGCUUACACCUGCCUGCUGGACGCCUGCGCCAAGGCCAGGGAGAAUCUCUACGCCCAGAAAGUGUUCGCACUGAUGAAGCGCCGGGGGGUGCAGCCCAACAUUUUGACCUACACCUCGCUGGCACGUGCGCAGGGCAACUGUGGGCGCUGGGACAAGGUGGAGGAGCUGGCCCGGGAGAUGCGCGCCAACUAUGGUAUCCGCAUGAACGACUUCUUUCUUUACGCGCUCCUGCUGGCUUAUGCAUUUGGCCGGCCCCGGCAAACGGAAAAGGCGGAGGCGGCCUUCCUCUUCUACGUGAAGGAAGAGCAGGUGCCGAUCAACAAGUACAUCAUCUCUGGCUUGAGCCGAGCCGUCGGCAGCCAGCGCGCCAAAGAGUUGGUCUACAUGACUGGCUACAAGGUGUUCCGGAACCGAAGGCCGCGGGCCGCGCGAUGGGAAGUCAGAGCUCCGGCCGCGCCUGGCGCGCGCGAGGCGCGCGAGGCGCGCGAGGAUGAAGCCGGACAAAGGCCGCGUGCGGUAUCAGCCAGAGCCGCUGGAGGCGGUGGAGGAGAUCGAGGACCAGGAUGGUUGCACCUCGGACGCUGUGGCCGAUUUUGCGGUCAACAAGGAGUUGGCCGAGUUCAGGCGCAAAGUCCAGGCCGCGACGCCUGCGUCGCCCACCAAAGGCGCGGGCAUAGCGCUGAUGCCUUCGCCCACCAGCCGCUCCGAGGCGGACUCCGUGAGGUCUCGGAGAAGCCGCCACAGCAGCGGCACGCCUAUGUCAGCGAGGCGCCGCUGCGGCACCUGGAGCUGAUGCCUACCAACCCGUGGUGCGGCAAGUGCAUGCCCCAGCCGCUGGAUGGGCAGCUGCCGGUGAAGCCGGAACAGCUCGCCACGGGACAGCAAUCCUCCGCACAGGCCCUUUUCGAGAAUGUGGACGAGUUCGGUACCAUGACGACCUCUCCGAAACGGGCUGUUGCACGCCAAGCGCGCUACGAAUUCUUCCCGAAGAAUUCGGACGAGGCGGUGGUGAAAUUUCACAACCGGCAGCCAAGGAUUGAGCAGCUGGGGGAGCGCUUGAGCCUCACGGCAACCCAUCCUAUGACCUUCUUCCAGCGAACGGCAGAGACUCCGGAUGAGAUCGAGCUCAUGCCCAGCAUGACCCGCUCCAGAUUUUCGUCGGCGCCCUUCACGGGCUACGAUGUGCAGAUGAACCCGGAUCCGGGCUCGGACUCCGAGUGCUCCGAGAGCUCCAGCUCGGGCUCCGAUGCACCGCCGAAGAUCCUGACGAGGCUCACCACCUUGGAGGUGAGCCGCAUGGAGCUGGUGACGCUGAACCACGCCAAGACGCAAUCGCUCAUUGAGAGCACGCGCAAAGAGGGCGUGCAAUCCGCACGCGCGCGCCGGACCACGGUGCACACGAAAUUUGCAUCCUUGUGGCAGCUGCUGAAGCGGCGUCAGGAUGGUACGAUCUCGAAGGAGGAGAAUUACUACCUGAUGUCCCAGCUCCGGUUUCUGCCAUUCUUUAGCGACAUCCCACCUGAGCUGUAUGACCAGAUUGUGGACAAGAUCUUCACGGACACGUAUGUGCCAGGCUGCCAUCUCUUUGAAGAGGGGGAAGAGGCUGACAGUGUCUUUAUGAUCAUCACCGGCGAGGUGAAGCUCCGCAACGAGAACGCGGGGGUCCUGGCCCACGACUCCACCAAGGCGGCGCCGUGUGUGCUUUUGGGCUCGGACGUUUUCAGCAACUGGCAGCGAGGCCAACCCUUCACGGUGAAGCCCAAAGAGGACCGCAUCCGCUCGAUGACCGCUGUGGCGUCAGGAGGCGACAUGGGGCCCAGCACCACGGUGGCAUUCUCCUUCCCCGUGGAUGCCCUGGAGUGCGUGUCCCAGUACUAUCGCAAGAAGGAGGCGGCAGACCGGUGGCACAUCGUGCGCAGCUUCGCAAAGUCCCAGCGACUCUCCGCCCAGGUGUGCCAGAAGCACCAGGACGUCUUUACCGUGAAGGGUUAUCCCAGGAGAGCUACCUGUUCGUCAAUGCCGGCACGAAGCCUUCACUCGAGGAGAGGCACGAAUCCUCUAUGUCAUGGAGGGCGAGCUGCAGGUGGUGCAUCCGGCCAGGAGAAGGACAAGCUGGGCCGACAGGUGGGCAAGGGGAAGAAAGAGCGGGUCGGCAAGGGCUACUUGAUUGGCGACGCGGUCCUGUAUGGGGAGCCUUACCCGUCUGCGGUUGUGUCCACCAGCGACGUGAAGGUGCUUGUCGUCAAGGCCUCGGACUACCUCCACAAGCUGCUGAACAGGAGUGUUGUGCUACCUCGGCCGGAGGGCUACCAGCCAACAGAAGGAGACCUGGCAACGACGCAGCGGAGGUGA
Effrenium voratum is the source of this 2550-nucleotide messenger RNA. NCBI's taxonomy places the organism in Eukaryota, Dinophyceae, Suessiales, Symbiodiniaceae. The record is from the annotation of a GenBank genome assembly.